GUUGCAUGCUGUCUAGGCUCAGUGGAAAGAGAUAUCAUGGGGUUGGGUGGCCAUUGUGGAUCAGUGAGAAAGCUCUUCCAAAAGAUAAUUCAAGAUUUUUUCUCUUUAUUUUCUUUGUAAUUUAUACUAUUAUUACUACUACUAUCAUUUUUUAUUUUCUUUUUCUUUUAUUCUACAAGGAGAAGGUUUAUUUUUCUUGAAUGGAGUGGAUUGUGGAUUAUGGAUGUGGAUUCUAAAUUUUUUUACAUUCACCGAAUGAAAGUGAAAUUGGAAUUCAGGACUCAGCCAAACUGGUAAUUUUCUUGAACUGUUAGUUAAUUCCAUUUGAGUUCCUUGUUUUUAUCUUUCGUUUGCUCAUUUGGUCUUUUAGGCCAUCUGGUUCUGACUUCCAAGUUCAGUCCAUUUAUGACAUCAAUCUCUGGAGGGUUGUUUGGUUGCUGUUUCUUGUUGUAGCUGUUUAUGUGAUCUGAAUCUAUUCCAUUCCUUUUGUUCUCUCUCUUUCUCUCUCUCCUUCUCUCUCUCUCUCUCACACACACAUACACUUGGAUUGCUAGUUAACUACAUGUUUCAUCUGCCCCUUGUUUUGAUCCCUUUCUCCAAGCUCGUCUUCAGACAAGUUCUGCACUCUCCUUUGAUGCCCUUCAUUGUUACUCAUCACAGAUUCACCACCUCCACCUCUUGCCAUUUCAUGCUUUGCAAUUUCUCUUUCACCCAAUUCAGGACCAGUAUUAGUUGACCCAGAACUCAAAACGAAAUCUUUUUGAGUUGGUGGCUCACCCCCACACUCUUCUGUUCUUCAUCCAUUUGGUUUAUCUGGGUUUGCAAACCCUUUUCGGUUAAACGUUAUUUGGGCCUUGUUUGUGGCAUGAAUAUUGGUGGCUAUUGAGGAUUACCUUGGAUGGAACUUGUUGAUUAUGUGGGUAUUUAGUGUAUUUGGAGACCCUGUGAGUUAGCUUGUGAGCGAUUACAAGGCUAUACAAUACAAGGAUGGUGUCAAAAUCCUAUUCAAACCUAUUGGAGUUGGCCUCGGGAGAGGCUCCUUCAUUUGGGUACAUGAACAGGAGAAUUCCAAGAAUUAUGACCGUGGCUGGGUUGAUAUCAGAUGUUGAUGACGACCCAGUGGAUAGUGUUUGCUCUGAUCCGUCGUCGUCGGCGACGCACCGUGACCGGAUAAUCAUGGUGGCUAAUCAGCUUCCCAUAAGGGCUCAGAGGAGGCCAGAUGGGAAUAGGAGUUGUUGGUGUUUUGAGUGGGAUGAGAAUGCCCUUCUUCAGCUCAAAGAUGGGUUAGGGGAUGAUGAUUUAGAGGUUAUUUACGUUGGAUGUCUUAAGGAGGAGGUGCAUCCAAGUGAACAAGACGAGGUUUCGCAGACACUUCUUGAGACCUUCAAGUGUGUUCCAACUUUUCUUCCGGCUGACCAGUUCUCCAAGUUCUAUCAUGGCUUCUGCAAGCAGCAAUUGUGGCCACUGUUUCAUUACAUGUUGCCCUUGUCACCAGAACUUGGUGGCAGGUUUAACAGGUCACUGUGGCAGGCUUAUGUGUCGGUUAAUAAAAUUUUUGCAGAUAGAAUCAUGGAAGUUAUCAACCCUGAAGAUGACUAUGUGUGGAUACAUGAUUAUCAUCUGAUGGUGUUGCCAACUUUCUUGAGGAAGAGGUUCAACAGGGUGAAAUUGGGGUUCUUCCUUCACAGCCCUUUCCCUUCAUCAGAGAUAUACAAGACAUUGCCUGUUAGGGAGGAGAUCUUGAGAGCCCUCCUUAAUUCGGAUUUGAUAGGCUUCCACACUUUUGAUUAUGCUCGCCAUUUCCUCUCCUGUUGCAGCCGGAUGCUAGGCCUUACCUACGAAUCAAAGAGAGGUUAUAUUGGGAUUGAGUACUAUGGUAGGACUAUUAGUAUCAAAAUUCUUCCUGUUGGUAUUCACAUGGGUCAGCUUCAAUCUGUUUUGAAGAUGCCUCAGACUGAGGACAAAGUUUGUGAGCUGAUCAAACAGUUUUCUGAUCAGGGAAGGACAUUGUUGCUUGGGGUGGAUGACAUGGAUAUUUUCAAGGGAAUAAGUUUGAAGCUAUUGGCCAUGGAGCAGCUUCUCAUUCAGCACCCUGAGUAUCAGGGAAAGGUAGUGCUGGUGCAGAUAGCCAAUCCUGCUAGGGGACGGGGGAAGGAUGUGAAAGAAGUGCAGGCAGAGACAAAGGCCACAGUUAAACGGAUUAACGAAACAUUUGGGAAACCAGGGUAUGAUCCUGUGAUUCUGAUAGAGGAGCCUCUCAAGUUUUAUGAGAGAGUUGCUUACUAUGUUGUUGCAGAGUGUUGUUUAGUAACUGCAGUAAGGGAUGGAAUGAAUCUCAUACCGUAUGAAUAUAUCAUCAGUCGUCAGGGAAAUGAAAUGUUGGAUAGAGUUUUGGGUCUAGCUUCCUCUCCUAGGAAGAAAAGCAUGCUGGUUGUGUCUGAAUUCAUUGGUUGUUCCCCAUCUUUGAGUGGAGCAAUCAGAGUGAACCCGUGGAACAUUGAUGCAGUAGCCGAUGCAAUGGACACUGCUCUUGAAAUGGCUGAUUCAGAGAAGGAGCUUAGGCAUGAGAAGCAUUAUAGAUAUGUUAGUACUCAUGAUGUUGGGUACUGGGCUAGAAGCUUCUUGCAAGAUUUGGAAAGGACUUGUCGUGAUCAUGUGAGACGAAGGUGGUGGGGGAUUGGGUUUGGAUUAAGCUUUAGAGUUGUUGCACUUGAUCCAAACUUCAAGAAGCUCUCAAUGGAGCACAUAGUUUCAGCAUACAAGAGGACAACAACUAGAGCAAUCCUUCUUGACUAUGAUGGUACACUGAUGCCUCAAUCAUCCACAAUUGAUAAGAGUCCAAGCAGUAAAUCCAUUGAAAUCCUUAGUAGUUUGUGUAGAGAUAAGAACAACAUGGUUUUCCUUGUUAGUGCAAGAAGCCGAAAGAUGCUUUCAGAAUGGUUUUCUUCUUGUGAGAAUCUGGGAGUUGCAGCUGAGCACGGUUACUUUCUUAGAAUGAGGCGAGAUGAAGAGUGGGAAACACAUGUUGCAGCAACAGACUGUAGUUGGAAACAGAUUGCAGAACCUGUGAUGAAACUUUAUACUGAAACAACUGAUGGAUCCACCAUUGAAGACAAGGAGACUGCACUUGUUUGGUGCUAUGAGGAUGCAGAUCCAGACUUUGGAUCAUGCCAAGCUAAGGAACUUCUUGAUCACCUUGAGAGUGUGCUUGCAAAUGAACCAGUAACAGUCAAGAGUGGCCAGAAUAAUGUAGAGGUUAAACCACAGGGUGUGAGCAAGGGACUAGUGGCCAAAAGGCUACUCUCUGCCAUGCAGGAAAAUGGAAUGUACCCUGAUUUUGUUCUGUGCAUAGGAGAUGAUAGGUCUGAUGAAGACAUGUUUGAGGUGAUCACCAGCUCGAUGGGCGGGCCGAUCGCCCCACGGGCCGAAGUUUUCGCCUGCACCGUAUGCCGAAAACCCAGUAAGGCUAAGUACUAUCUGGAUGACACAACUGAAAUAGUGAGAUUGCUCCAAGGCUUAGCCUGUGUUUCAGAGCAAGUAGUUUCAUUUUCUUCAGAGCAAAUAGUUUGUUAAGGUGGUGAUAUGGUGAUGGUGAGAGGUAUUAUUAUUAAUGUUAUUACUGUUAUUGUGCUUGCUUUACUUUGUCAAUGAGAAUGUAGGCUCAGUUGUGCUGCUCUUGAAUCUUAAUAUAUAUUAUAUAAAUAUAUACACACACAACUAAUGUUAUUGGUUUCUUUGAUAUUUCCAUGUAAAUUAUCCUAGUUUUUACUGAGAGAAGUUCUGUAUCGGAUUCUGCUCCUUGAAAUGCUUGAUUUCUAUCA
Messenger RNA from Vigna unguiculata (cowpea), 3821 nucleotides. Its product is annotated as alpha,alpha-trehalose-phosphate synthase [UDP-forming] 6-like. The record is from RefSeq and is a predicted model, not a curated record. Gene Ontology annotation, cellular component: cytosol. Gene Ontology annotation, molecular function: trehalose-phosphatase activity. NCBI's taxonomy places the organism in Eukaryota, Viridiplantae, Streptophyta, Magnoliopsida, Fabales, Fabaceae. Gene Ontology annotation, biological process: trehalose biosynthetic process.